Vitis vinifera (wine grape) is the source of this 976-nucleotide messenger RNA. It is a transcript of the gene MADS3, whose product is annotated as MADS-box protein 3. The record is from RefSeq and is marked provisional. NCBI's taxonomy places the organism in Eukaryota, Viridiplantae, Streptophyta, Magnoliopsida, Vitales, Vitaceae. Gene Ontology annotation, molecular function: RNA polymerase II cis-regulatory region sequence-specific DNA binding; protein dimerization activity; DNA-binding transcription factor activity, RNA polymerase II-specific. Gene Ontology annotation, cellular component: nucleus. Gene Ontology annotation, biological process: positive regulation of transcription by RNA polymerase II.
AGCCCAAGAAAAAUUAUAGAGGAGCAUCUGGGUUUUCACUCAGAGUGGUGUAAGGAGAGAGAGAGAGAAUGGGGAGAGGAAGAGUGGAGCUGAAGAGGAUAGAGAACAAGAUCAACCGUCAAGUUACCUUCUCCAAACGCAGAAAUGGUCUGCUCAAGAAGGCCUAUGAACUUUCUGUGCUUUGUGAUGCUGAGGUUGCUCUCAUCAUCUUCUCUAGCCGCGGCAAGCUCUAUGAGUUUGGCAGUGCUGGUACUACCAAAACCCUAGAGCGGUAUCAACGCGUCUGCUACACUCCUCAAGACAACAAUAUGGAAUGUGAAACACAGAGUUGGUACCAAGAGGUGUCAAAGUUAAAGGCAAAAUAUGAAUCUCUCCAGCGCACCCAAAGGCAUUUGCUUGGAGAAGAUCUUGGACCGCUGAGUGUCAAAGAACUGCAAAAUCUUGAGAAACAGCUUGAAGGAGCUCUAGCACAAGCUAGGCAAAGGAAGACCCAAAUGAUGAUAGAACAAAUGGAAGACCUUCGCAGGAAGGAGCGACAGCUUGGGGAUCUAAACAAACAGCUCAAACUUAAGCUUGAGGCCGAGGGACAAAGUCUUAAAGCCAUUCAAGGUUCAUGGAACCCCAGUACUGCAACUGCUGGAAACAGCAGCUUCCCUGUGCAUCCUUCCCAAUCUAACCCAAUGGACUGCGAACCCGAACCCAUCUUGCAAAUUGGGUACCAUCACUAUGUUCCAGCAGAAGGGCCGUCUGUUUCAAAGAGCAUGGCUGGUGAGAGCAACUUCAUCCAAGGGUGGGUUCUUUGAAGUAGUGUUUGAUCAAAAGAGAAGAAGAAGAAGAAAAAAAACAUAAGUAUGACUUCUAUAUAUAUUUGUGUAAUGUGUGUAUUGUGUUGACAUACUGAUCACCACAUGAAUUGCUUGUAUACUUAUAUAGCUUCUCUUUCAUGGGGACAAUAUAUAUAUCACCAUUUCUAGCU